This is a messenger RNA of Solea senegalensis (Senegalese sole), 3307 nucleotides long. RefSeq names its product ubiquitin-like modifier-activating enzyme 1. Gene Ontology annotation, biological process: protein sumoylation. Gene Ontology annotation, molecular function: SUMO activating enzyme activity. The record is from RefSeq and is a predicted model, not a curated record. NCBI's taxonomy places the organism in Eukaryota, Metazoa, Chordata, Actinopteri, Pleuronectiformes, Soleidae. Gene Ontology annotation, cellular component: cytoplasm; SUMO activating enzyme complex.
AAUGUUCUGGUGAGAGCCGGAUGAUUCAGUCAUUCAUCCUCUCACCCGGUUCACUUUCUGUUCACUUUCUGUUGCUGUUCACUCGCGUUCGGUCGCUCCACAGCUGAUCUCAGGUCAGUUCGCUUCAGUCCGACUGGACCUUGUGUUUAUUACAUUAUUAUUAUUAAGUGCAAUAACAUGUCGGCGACGGGCAACAUCGAUGAGGGAUUCUACUCCAGACAACUGUAUGUUCUCGGUCACGAGGCGAUGCAGAGGAUGGCCACAGCCAGCGUCCUGAUCGCAGGUCAGCGCGGUCUCGGGGUCGAGAUAGCCAAGAAUGUGAUUCUGUCCGGAGUGAAGUCUGUCACUGUCCAGGACGAAGGCCUCACAGAGUGGACUGACCUGUCCUCCCAGUUUUUCCUAAAGGAGUCCGACCUCAGUCAGAACCGAGCCACGUGUUCCCUGAAACAGCUGUCAGCCUUAAACCCACAUGUGCAAGUGUCAGCGCACACUGGACCGGUGGACGAGCACCUGCUUCUGCAACAUCAGGUGGUGGUCCUCACCGACUCGUCACUGGACGAUCAGAAACGCUUUGGCGAAUUCUGCCAUUCACAUUGUAUAAAGUUAAUCGUGGCAGACACCAAAGGACUCUGCGGUCAGCUGUUCUGUGACUUUGGGGAAGAGUUUGAGGUGUUGGACGAGAACGGAGAGAUACCAACGUCAGCAAUGGUGCAGAGUAUCACGAAGGGAAAUCCUGGCGUGGUGUUCUGCACAGAUGAGCACCACGGAUUCAUAGACGGCACCAAAGUUUCUUUCUUUGAGGUGCAAGGGAUGACGGAGCUCAACGGCAUCGGCCCGAUAGAAAUCACAGUGCGUAACCCUUACUCCUUCAGCAUCGGUGACACGUCCGCCUUUUCUGAGUAUGAAAGUGGUGGAAUAGUCACUGAGGUCAAAGAGUCCUGCAUACUGCAUUUUAAACCACUAAGUGAGGCGCUGUCGGAUUACGAACUCCUGAACAUGAACGACUUCGUCAAGACGACGAGGCACAAGACGCUGCACUUGGCUUUCCAAGCUCUGCAUGGCUUCGUGAAGAAAGAACAGCGUCUCCCUCGUGUUCGGUCUCAGUCAGACGCGGAUGUCCUGCUUGAUAUGGUGAGAGAGAUGAACGCGGUUACGCGGUUGGAGAAGCUGGAUGAAGUCGCCGUGAGAAACCUCUCCUACACUGCACGCGGCGACUUAGCUCCAAUCAACGCUUUCAUCGGAGGCCUCGCGGCGCAGGAAGUUAUCAAGGCGUGUUCCGGAAAGUUUACACCUCUUCGGCAGUGGCUGUAUUUCGACGCACUGGAGUGUCUGUCUGAGGGGGAGAGUGAAGUGGCAGAAACCUCCUUUUCAGCAAAAUGCACAAGGUACGAUGGACAGGUCGCCGUGUUUGGCUCUGCCUUCCAGGAGAAGCUGAAGAAACAGAAGUACUUCCUGGUCGGAGCCGGCGCCAUCGGCUGUGAGCUUCUUAAGAACUUUGCCCUCAUGGGGCUCGGUGCAGGAGGAGAAGGGCAAAUCACCGUCACUGACAUGGACUUCAUAGAGCGGUCCAACUUGAAUCGACAGUUCCUGUUCAGGUCUCAGGACAUCGGGAAACCAAAGUCGGAGGUUGCGGCCAAAGCGGUGCGAGACAUGAACCCACGGAUGAAUAUCACUGCUCAUCAGAAUCGUCUGGACCCCGACAGUGAAGGCGUGUAUGGGUACGACUUCUUCAAGGGCCUCGAUGGAGUGGCUGCGGCGCUGGACAACGUGGAAGCCAGGGUCUAUCUGGACGGACGCUGCGUUCAACACCAGAAGCCGAUGCUGGAGGGAGGAACUCUUGGUAGCAAAGGUCACACUCUGGUGGUGGUCCCUCACCUGACGGAGUCGUAUGGACCUGACAAUUCAAGUUCAAAAGAUGAGAUCCCACUGUGCACACUCAAGAACUUCCCUCACCGCAUCGAGCACACGCUCCAGUGGGCCAGAGACCAGUUUGAAGGACUGUUUAAAAAAACGCCCGAAAAUGUGAAUCUCUUCCUGAGGGACGAAGGCUUUGUCAAGCGAACUCUUGACCACAAUGAUGCAGAGGCAUCAGAGGUUCUUGGGGACGUGUGGAGCAGCCUGCGGGAUGAAAGUGGAGGACAACGUCCAACACACUGGGAGGACUGUGUGAGCUGGGCUCGCUGCAAAUGGGAGACUCACUAUAACAAUGAGAUUCGCCAGCUCCUGCACUGCUUUCCUGCCAACGAGGUGACCUCAUCUGGUCUGCCCUUUUGGUCUGGAUCGAAGAGAUGCCCUCAUCCUCUGAUCUUCAACCCUGACAAUACUACCCAUAUGGAGUAUGUGGUGGCAGCGGCUAAUCUGUACGGACACAUCUAUGGGAUCGAAGGGACAAGAGACGGUGCCUCGAUCGCACGGAUCCUAGACAAAGUCCAGGUACCGUCUUUUACUCCCAGCUCCUCUGUGACGAUUCAUGCGAAUGACACGGAGCUGGAGGAGAGCAGGGAACGGGGACGUGAUGACGCAGAGGACGCUCGACUUGAGGAGCUGAAAGGAAAGUUGGCGUCUCUGAAGAGCUCAGACAUGCGGAUGUACCCCAUCGACUUUGAGAAGGACGAUGACAGUAACUUCCACAUGGACUUCAUUGUUGCCGCUUCGAACCUGAGGGCCGAGAACUACGACAUCGCCGCAGCAGAUCGCCACCAGAGUAAACGCAUCGCUGGACGCAUCAUCCCUGCAAUUGCCACCACGACCGCAGCAGUGGCAGGUCUGAUGUGCCUGGAGUUGUACAAACUGGUGCAGGGUCUCCAGAACAUCAGGUCGUACCGCACGACUUACAUCAACCUGGCCGUUCAAUACUUUGUUAUGACCCAGCCGAACAAGCCCCGGCAAUUCCAAGUUGCAGGACAGAAUUACACACUGUGGGAUGACUUCCUUGUUGAGGGCAGACGCGGCAAUCAGCAGGAAAUGACCUUGGGAGAGCUGAUCCAGUAUAUCAAGGAAAAAUACAACUUGAGCAUCUGCAGUCUCUUCUAUGGAGCCGCUGCCAUAUACAGCGGACAAGUGGAGCGGCUUCAGCUGAGUGUGUCUGAUGUGGUGAGAAAGGUCUCUAAAGCUGACAUCCCUCCGCACAAGAAGAUGCUGGAGUUGACCCCCAUGUUUGAGGAAGAAGAAGACGACUGUGACUCGGUCGUCUUCAUCAGGUACCUGCUCCUGUGACAUCAUCGACAGGACGUCAUAAAACAUGAUCGACCUCUGACAUCAAAAAAUGCAAAAACUUUUGUCUUUGUUGCUUCUGUUAACCCCCCGC